UUGCAUUAUCUGAAGAGAGCCUCGAAGAAAGCAAUAAAAAUCAAAAAAAGCUUGUUUCUAGGGUUUCGACUUUCGACGGCCGGUACGAUUAUCAUCAACUUCUUGUGUUCUAAGGAAACAUGAAGCCUGUCUUUUGCGGCAACUUUGAGUAUGAUGCUCGUGAGAGUGAUCUUGAGCGGCUUUUCAAAAGAUACGGCAAGGUUGAGAGGGUUGAUAUGAAAGCUGGAUUUUUUUCUAUCUUGGGAUGCCCAUUCUCCCACCAUCCAGCCCAUUGAUGGACCAUAUGGAUAAUCCAUUUCCUGCCCAAAAGAGUCACACUCAUCCGAGCACUGGCACUACAUUCCCUUAACCCCGACUUAGUUGCAUUUCAUUCCUCUUGACUUUUCUACUCUUGGACAUGCCUCUUUGGUAAGCUCUCACAGCAGAGGCAGCAGAUCAAAUGGAGAGUGCACCACCGCGUUUCUGUUCACAAUUCCUCCUCAUUUUCAGUUCUUCUUCUUUGACAUAUUAAUUCCAUAAUGCAAGGGUUUGCUUUUGUCUAUAUGGAAGAUGAAAGGGAUGCUGAAGAUGCCAUCCGAGCGCUUGAUCGCUUUGAAUAUGGCCGCACGGGACGCAGACUCCGUGUUGAGUGGACAAAGAAUGACCGUGGAGGUGCUGGAAGAUCAGGUGGUUCGAGGAGAUCAUCGUCUGGCAUGAGACCUUCCAAGACUCUGUUUGUGAUCAACUUUGAUGCACAGAACACCAGGACUCGGGACUUGGAGAGACACUUUGAGCCGUAUGGAAAAAUCGUAAAUGUUAGAAUCAGAAGGAAUUUUGCAUUUAUCCAAUAUGAGUCGCAAGAAGAUGCCACCAGAGCACUGGAUGCUACAAAUUCAAGUAAGCUGAUGGAUAAGGUGAUCUCAGUGGAGUAUGCAGUGAAAGAUGAUGAUUCGAGAGGAAAUGGGUACAGUCCUGAAAGACGGCGUGAUAGGUCACCUGAUAGGAGAAGGCGGUCACCUAGUCCUUACAGAAGAGAAAGAGGCAGUCCUGACUAUGGCCGAGGAGCUAGUCCAGUAGCUCACAAAAGGGAAAGAACUAGUCCUGAUUAUGGUCGAGGACGACGCAGCCCCAGCCCUUACAAGAGAGCCAGGCUUAGCCCAGAUUACAAGAGGGAUGACCGUAGGAGGGAGAGAGUGGCUAGCCCAGAGAAUGGAGCUGUAAGGAACCGAAGUCCAAGAAAAGGACGUGGUGAAAGCAGGAGUCCUCCCCCAUAUGAGAAGAGGAGGGAGAGCAGGAGUCCUCCUCCAUAUGAGAAGAGGAGAGAAAGCAGGAGCCCUCCUCCAUAUGAGAAGAGGAGAGAAAGCAGGAGCCCUCCUCCAUAUGAGAAGAGGAGGGAGAGAUCAAGGUCAAGGUCGAAGUCAAGCCCUGAGAAUGGUCAAGUUGAAAGCCCUGGACAAAUAAUGGAAGAAGAAGCUGGAAGAGGAUACGAUGGUGCAGACAGCCCGAUACGCGAGAGCAGCCCCUCUCGUUCGCCUCCAGCAGAGGAAUGAUUGGAGAUGCAGACAGAUGAUUGUGUUGGAUUCACAAACAAAAGAUGUCUCUCAAAGUAGCUGUAUCUGAACUCAAGUCUUUUGUUAUGUCAUGUUUAGUAUUUUAGUGUGUUCCUUUGGGUCUUUCGUUAAGUGCUUUUGUAAACUUUAUUAUGACUCCAUCCGAAAUCGCUUGUCGUAGUAUUGGUUAAAAAAUUGCUUCUUAUUUUGGAUUACUCUAUAUCUGACUUUAGAUGUUUAUGAGUGGAGCUUAUGUUCAAA
Messenger RNA from Arabidopsis lyrata subsp. lyrata, 1790 nucleotides. Its product is annotated as serine/arginine-rich splicing factor RS41. Bases 519 to 1529 code for a protein of 336 amino acids. Gene Ontology annotation, molecular function: RNA binding. Gene Ontology annotation, cellular component: nuclear speck. The record is from RefSeq and is a predicted model, not a curated record. Gene Ontology annotation, biological process: mRNA splicing, via spliceosome. The transcript has 7 exons. NCBI's taxonomy places the organism in Eukaryota, Viridiplantae, Streptophyta, Magnoliopsida, Brassicales, Brassicaceae.